Molecule: messenger RNA, 1789 nt
Organism: Emericellopsis atlantica
Lineage: Eukaryota; Fungi; Ascomycota; Sordariomycetes; Hypocreales; Bionectriaceae
Exons: 1
Coding region: 73-1359 (428 amino acids)
Biological process (GO): box C/D snoRNP assembly; maturation of LSU-rRNA from tricistronic rRNA transcript (SSU-rRNA, 5.8S rRNA, LSU-rRNA); snoRNA localization
Cellular component (GO): nucleus; pre-snoRNP complex
Source: RefSeq, a predicted model, not a curated record
UCUCGACUGAAAUUUGUAGACUCCAUAUCUUUGCAAACACCGUCUAUGUAACAUAAUUAUUGGCAGAAAGCCAUGGCCGAUCCUCUCCUCACCUCGCUAUGUGCAAUCUGUCACAUUGCGCCGCCUCAAUACCGCUGUCCCCGAUGCGCUGUCCGAACCUGCUCUCUGCCCUGCAUCCGCAAGCACAAAUCAUGGGCUUCGUGCUCCGGCGAACGCGACCCAACCGUCUACAUACCGCCCAAGAACCUCAAAACUGCCGCCGGCAUCGAUCAUGACUACAAUUUUCUCAAAAAGUUGGAGCGAACGGUGGAGCGGACAGAGAAGGAGCUCGUCGAAGAGCGCGCUCUGGUCCAGAAAGAGGAGCUCCGACCGCUCACGAUCCGAGAGACCAAAUUCAAGGUUGGGAAAGACGGCCGCAAGAGGCGGGUCGUCGUCACACGAGUGCUGCGCGAGGCCAAGGGGAGGAAGACGGAUGCGGCGUUGACGAGGCGGCUCCAAGCGCAGGGGGUGAAUGUGCAGUACGCGCCGAUGGGGAUGCAGAGGAUGACGGAGAACACGACCACUUUUAAUAGGAAGAGCGGGUUGAUCUACUGGCAGGUGGAAUGGCAACACGUACGGGACAAUGGGGAGCUUGGCGAGAGGAAGCUUUGGAAGUGCUACGAGGACACGCCGCUGUAUGCUGGGUACCAUGCCAUACCGGGGGAAACGACGACGACGACGACGAAGAAGAACCAAGUCAAGGGGCCUGGGCGGGCGAACCGAUUCUUCUCCCAACUCCCGGCUGACAAGUCGUGGAACACGGUCGCGGAUAUGUUCCAAGACCCCGAGACGGGAAAGUGGUCGCCCGCAGCGCCGAUUGAAACCACGGGUGUCUGGCCCACUGAGCUGGAUCGGCGUCAACGGGCAGCGUACGACUAUUAUCUCGCCAACCCCGUGCGACAAGCUGGUAAGGCGCGGGUGGUUACGAAGCUGGGUGUCGACGAGUGUCUCCGAGACGUGCUCAAGGAUACAAAUGUGCUCGAGUUCCCGACCAUAUUCGUGCUACAUCAGGGCAUGGCCCUGCCUGAGGGCUACGUGCUUGGGCCAAAAAAGUUGACUAAGGGACCGAAGCGCAAGGCAGCCACGGAAAUGAGCCAUGCCAAGGGCGGCAAGCGGCAAAGGAGAGAUCGCGAGGAAGGGGAAGUGGGCAGCGAUAAGGACGAGCUCAUGGCCGGCGGACUCGAGGCUGGUGAAGUCGUUGGUGAGGAGAGCUUUGACGAGGACGAAAGUGAGGAUGGCGAUGACACAUCGGAUACCAGCAGCGAAGGCACGAGCAGCGAGGAGGAGUGGGGAGACGAGACGCAUGAUACCCAAGCAUAGCAUUCUUGAUCGACUAGGAAUGUAUAUUCACAGCAAAACACUGUAGUGUGUGCUAUCAAAGCUUUCCUCCGCUUGGAGUCGACGGGAAUUGUAUGUGCUGGCUGCAGGGUAUCUCGGUGCUCUACGGCUCCAACGUGUUCAUCCUGGAAAGUCAGGAACUGCUCGACCUCUUGCUCGACCCAGCCGAGAGGAGUCAAGGCUAUGUGGUUCGGCCCCAGCACCUGGCCCUGAUCAAGUCGCUGGAAGUGCGCAUAGACACCAUGCUCUUCCCGACGCCGGGCCAGGACUACGGUGGCGCAUACCGGGAGAGCCAUCCGAAUUGGAACGGGCGGCGGUCUAUGCCACACGUGGGUGGGUUGAAGGCCACGUUCCCCGGUUUGCAGACACUAGUCGUCUCUUUUACCGACUACUUGUACGAGGACCACAUAAC